AUGAAAUUUGGUGAUCAUCUUUCAGAGUCUGCAAUACCAGAAUGGAAGGAUAAAUACAUCGAUUACCCUAAUAGUAAGAAGAAGUUAAAGUAUAUUUAUAAUAACCAUUUGGGCAGACCAAAUGAUCCAGUAGAUCGAACUUUCUCUUCAAAUUCCCUGGAUUCUAAUGAUUCAAAUGAUUAUAUAAACACUACACUCACGAAUCAUGAUGGUGCUGAUCUCAUACUAAAUUAUUCUCCUUUACAACUUGAUGCAAUUAAAGAAUUCAUUGAAAAUUGGCUCAUUGGUGUACAAUUAGCUAAAUGUAACGAUUUCUAUAUAUGGUUGUUAAAUCAGUGUAAUAAGAAAUUCGAUACUCUACAAUCUCAAAUUAAGGUUUACAAUAAACAGAAAAAAAUAUUAAUUAAUCAAAAAUUUAAUAGUAUACCUAUGCAUGGGUAUAAUCGCGUUGAUUCUGAUGAUGAAAAUGAAACUGAUAAUAAUCAUUAUGGUUCCAUUCAUACAGAAUCAAGUCAAAAUGAUAGUUCAUUAGCCGGUAAUACUUCUCUUUUGACAAAAUUUAAAGAUUUUAUGGUAUCAAAUGAACUAAUGCCAUCUUGGCCAAAGAAUACAAGUUCCAUUAUAAAACAGAAAAACAAAAAAGUUGCAUCAGACCAGCUCGAAAAUACUUUCACUAAUUUUCAUAGACCUCUAUUAUCAAGUUCAUCAUCCAUUAAGUCCAACACGUCAUUGACACAGUCGACUAUAACUACUUCUAAUGGAUCUUCUCCAAAAAAUAAUAGUGAUUCAACCAAAGAUGGCAUGCAAAUCUCCGAUAACAAUACUAAUAAUAAUAAUAAUAAUAAUAAUAAUAAUAAUAAUAAUAAUAUAAGUUACUUUGACCCAACAAAGGACACAUUCGCAUACAACGCAUGGGCUCUCUCUGAUUAUUCAAAUGUACCCCUUUCAAAAGCUAAUAAACUGUUAGAUAAUGCUCUGCUGGAAUAUUAUCUAUAUUUGCAAUUGGUUAAAUCAUUUAGGGAUUUAAAUGUGACAGGAUUUCGUAAAAUUAUAAAGAAAUUUGAUAAAAAAUUCAAGACUAGUGAGCUGACAAAAUUUUUAUCAUUUGCACAGACUAAUUAUUCAAUUUUCAAACAUGUUAAUAGUAACAUUCAGUUAAUUACAAAACAAAUGCAGCAAUCAUCCUCUUUUGAACCAUUGGCAACAAGUGAUAUCGUACCUAAAAAUAAAAGUGAUGAUCCGCUUCUAUGGUGGGAAUAUAAAAUCAAAAAUUGGUACAUUAAAGAUUUAUCAGAUUCAAACCCAAAAUUAAUGAAAAAGAAAAGUUUAAAAUUGAAGAAGUCAAUCAUUAAAUAUACACUAAAUCAACAAAUUAUUCAUUCAAAUAAUAGGUCAAUUGGCCAAAUGUCUUGGGGAAGCUUUGCACUGGGUAUAUCCCUCGUAUUUUUCAUUUACACUCUAGGUGUUUCGUUCAAGUCGGAGUCAACUUCGUAUGUACAUAAGAUUUUAUUUCCAAUAUGGGGUGGUGUCUAUAUGGUACUCCUCAUGGCACUGCUAUUUCAAAUAAAUUGUUUUAUAUGGCACAAGACAGGUAUAAAUUAUAGGUUCAUAAUGUUGGGUGAAAUUAAAUCAAUAAGUGGUACAAGAUUAUUCAAUAACGAUUUUGCAACAACUGGUAUUCCUUUAAAAUUCUAUGCCCUGUCUUUUUUCCUUCUUUGGUGUGCAAUCUGUUCCAUUAAUAGUUUCAUAUGGCAUCAACUAAACCCAUGGAGUAUUCUCUUCAUUGUGGGAACCAUUAUUUUAUUUUUUUGGCCCCCAAAUGUUAUCCCAUAUUGGGAUAAAAUCGUCGAAACCAGAAAAUGGAUAUUUGUUAGAGUGAUUAGAUUGAUUUUAUCAGGUUUAUAUCCAGUCGAAUUUGGCGAUUUUUUCCUUGGUGAUAUCUUUUGUUCUCUGACAUAUUCAAUAUCAAAUAUUGCGCUCUUAUCAUGUGUCUAUUCUACAAAUGAAAGAGGUAUUUGUGAUUCUUCACAUUUAAUCUCUAUGGGUGUAUUUUCGUGUUUACCAAGUUAUUGGAGGUUUGUUCAAUGCAUUAGAAGAUUUUUUGAUUCUGGGGACCGAUUUCCACAUCUCAUCAAUGGGUUAAAAUAUAUUCUGGGGAUCGCAUACAAUGCCGCACUUUGUUCCUAUAGAUUGUCGUAUCAUGAUGAAAAGAGAAGAACAUACUUCAUUGUUUUUGCAACUCUAAAUGCAAUGGCGACAUCUAUUUGGGAUUUGGUAAUUGAUUGGUCCUUGUUCCAAAAUUCUACCACUAAUUGGUUUUUAAGAGACGACCUGUAUUUAGCUGGGAAGAAGAGAAGAAAAACAAACGCAAAGCAUAAAAAAUAUGAUGAUUUUGAAUUGAACUUCGACCCAGACUCCUAUUACUACGAUACCAAGAAAAAAUUGGUCUACUAUUUUGCAAUGGCUUUCAAUGUGAUAAUUAGAUUCCAAUGGAUUGUAUAUGCCAUAGCACCUGCCACGAUUCAACAAAGUGCUGUAACCUCAUAUUUACUGGCUUUCGCUGAAGCAUUGAGAAGAUUUGUCUGGGUAGUAUUCCGUGUUGAAAACGAACAUGUUGCUAAUGUUCAUCUAUUCAAAGUCACUGGUGAGUCACCGUUACCCUAUCCAGUAAUGAUCAGAGACUCGGCUAUUCCAGCUAGCUUACAUACUGGCCCUACUAACUUCCGUGAGCCUUCAAGCACUUACCACUCUCUAAUAAGAAGAAACGCCUCGGUAUUUGAUACAAUCACCAGUAAAAUUCCUUGGGCACAUGCUAGUGACUUCCAAAGACCCUCGACUGUAGCUAAUAAUUUAAAUACAACUGAAAGUGAAAGUGAAUCUGAGAAUGGUAUGUAA
Kazachstania africana CBS 2517 is the source of this 2895-nucleotide messenger RNA. It is a transcript of the gene SYG1, whose product is annotated as Syg1p. Lineage: Eukaryota; Fungi; Ascomycota; Saccharomycetes; Saccharomycetales; Saccharomycetaceae. The transcript has a single exon. Gene Ontology annotation, molecular function: inositol hexakisphosphate binding. Gene Ontology annotation, cellular component: cytoplasm; plasma membrane; Golgi apparatus. Gene Ontology annotation, biological process: phosphate ion transport; cellular response to phosphate starvation. Bases 1 to 2895 code for a protein of 964 amino acids. The record is from RefSeq and is a predicted model, not a curated record.